Molecule: messenger RNA, 3371 nt
Organism: Loxodonta africana (African savanna elephant)
Lineage: Eukaryota; Metazoa; Chordata; Mammalia; Proboscidea; Elephantidae
Gene: MFSD2A
Product: MFSD2 lysolipid transporter A, lysophospholipid
Exons: 14
Coding region: 144-1733 (529 amino acids)
Biological process (GO): carbohydrate transport
Cellular component (GO): plasma membrane
Molecular function (GO): lysophospholipid:sodium symporter activity
Source: RefSeq, a predicted model, not a curated record
GUGUGCCUAGCCGGGCUGUCGGCUUUCCUAGUUCUCGGCCAGCGGGGCGGGUGCGGCUACGACGUGAGCCCUUGGGGAGCGGAGGCCCGCGGCACAGAGGAGCAUCCCGGAGUUCCAGUCCCAGGCGGCUUGGCCCACGGGUCAUGGCCAAAGGAGAGGGCGCCGAGGGCGGCUCGGCGGCGGGGCUGCUGCCCACGAGCAUCCUGCAAACCGGUGAACGCCCGGCCCAGGUGAAGAAGGAACCGAAGAAGAAGCAACAGUUGUCCAUUUGCAACAAGCUUUGCUAUGCUGUUGGGGGGGCCCCCUACCAGGUGACAGGCUGUGCCCUGGGGUUCUUCCUGCAGAUCUACCUGUUGGAUGUGGCUCAGGUGGACCCUUUCUCUGCCUCCAUCAUCCUGUUUGUGGGCCGUGCCUGGGAUGCUAUCACAGAUCCCCUAGUGGGCUUCUGCAUUAGUAAAUCCUCCUGGACCCGCCUGGGCCGUCUUAUGCCCUGGAUCAUCUUCUCCACACCCCCGGCCAUCAUUGCCUACUUCCUCAUCUGGUUCGUGCCUGACUUCCCACAGGGCCAGGCUCUGUGGUACCUGCUUUUCUACUGCCUCUUUGAGACACUGGUCACGUGUUUCCACGUUCCCUACUCAGCUCUCACCAUGUUCAUCAGCACAGAGCAGAGUGAGCGGGAUUCCGCCACUGCAUACCGGAUGACUGUGGAGGUGUUGGGCACAGUGCUGGGCACAGCGAUCCAGGGGCAAAUCGUGGGCCAAGUGGAUACACCUUGUCUCCAGGACCCCAAUGACUUUGCGAUGGCCUCAGAAGGUGUCAAUCGCACACACAGCACCACUUCACUCAAAGAAACGCAAAAUGCAUACUUGCUGGCAGCAGGGGUCAUUUCCUCCCUCUAUGUCAUCUGUGCUGUCAUCCUGACCCUGGGUGUGCGGGAACAGAGAGAACCCUACAAGACCCAGCAGACUGAGCACACGUCCUUCUUCCGCGGCCUUCGGCUGGUCAUGAGCCAUGGCCCAUAUGUCAGGCUCAUCGCUGGCUUCCUCUUCACCUCCCUGGCCUUCAUGCUGGUAGAGGGGAACUUCGCCUUGUUUUGCACCUACACCUUGGGCUUCCGCAAUGAAUUCCAGAAUCUACUCUUGGCCGUCAUGCUCUCGGCCACAUUUACCAUUCCCGUCUGGCAGUGGUUCCUAACACGUUUUGGCAAGAAGACAGCUGUGUACAUUGGGAUCUCAUCAGCAGUGCCAUUUCUUAUCUUGGUGGCCCUCAUGGACAGUAACCUGAUUGUCACUUACGUGGUAGCUGUGGCAGCCGGCAUCAGCGUGGCAGCUGCCUUCUUGUUGCCCUGGUCCAUGCUGCCCGACGUCAUUGAUGACUUCCAUCUGAAGCAGCCCCACUCCCAUGGAACUGAGCCCAUCUUCUUCUCCUUCUACGUCUUCUUCACCAAGUUUGCCUCUGGAGUCUCGCUGGGCAUCUCCACCCUCAGUCUCGAUUUUGCCGGAUACCAGACCCGUGGUUGCUCCCAGCCGGCACGGGUCAAGUUUACACUGAAGAUGCUGGUGACCAUGGCUCCCAUAGUCCUCAUCCUGCUGGGCCUGCUGCUCUUCAAGCUGUACCCCAUUGACGAGGAGAAGCGGAGGCAGAACAAGAAGGCCCUGCAGGCUCUGAGGGACGAGGCCGGCAGCUCGGGCUGCUCUGACACAGACUCCACAGAGCUGGCCAGCAUCCUCUAGGGCCCGCUGCAGGGCCUGAAGUCACCCACUAUGCACAAGGCCUGGGUCACCUGGCCACACAGGGCAUCAUGUGCUACUUGCCCACUCACUGAACAGCUAGUCGACAGGUGCCAGGAUGGGAGCUGAAGAUUCAGGAGUGAGCACCCCAGAACACCUUCAGUGCCCAUUGUGGGGUGGGUGGUCCAGCCUCCUGUUUCCCAUCUGCCUGCCCGUGGGCUGCUACUGUGAAUAUGCCAAGGACUGCUCGGGCCUAGCCCAGAACACUAAUGUAGAAAUGUUUUAUACAGAGACUAAUUAAUAACUUAAUGACUGUGUAUAUAAGGAGCCCUGGUGGCGCAGUGGUUAAGCGCUUGGCUGCUAACCAAAAGGUCAGCGAUUCGAACCCUCCAGCCAGUCCUCAGGAGAAAGAUGGCAGUCUGCUUCCGUAAGAUUAUAGCCUUGGAAACCCUAUGGGGCAGUUCUACUCUGUCAUAGAGCCGUUAGGAGUCGGAAUUGACUCAACAGCAAUGAGUUUGGUUUUUUGGUGUAUAUAUAUAGGGUCGCUAUGAGUCGGAAUCGACUCGACGGCGCUGGGUUUGGUUUUUUUGGUUUUAUAUAUGUCUGUGAGCUAUUAAUUUUAUUAAUGUUCAUAAAAAGCUGGAAAACGGGGCUACCUGUUUCUGUCUUUGUCCUUAACCACUCACUGAGCCUCUCUGUCCCAAAGCUCAGAGAGUGAGUGGGAACAGAAGCUGGGGUGCCACCAGAUGGGGCAGUGUAUCUAGAGAUGUGGUAACACCAUCAGCCAACAUCCACAACACCUACUGUGUACCAGACACCAUGUGGAGGCUUUACGUUCCCUUUGCUAGGGUUCUCAUUCAAUCCUCGAAACCAUCUUCUCAAGUCAGCAUUGUCCCCCUUUAAAAGAUAAGGAAACUGAGCUUUUAGGGUAGAAGGACUUGGCUAAAAUCAUGGAGCCAGGAGUGACCUAACUGGAAUUCUCUCACAGGUGUGUGAGAUGUCAGAAUCUUAGGCACCGCCCUCUGCUCCCCUGUCUGAGAAUGACUGCCUGAAGCAGGAAGUGUUCUAAGCCUUCUUCCCUUGCCAAUGCACUGUUUCCCACCCUGUGCAUGUCUGAGCAUGUGUGGGGCUGGCUGUGCUGGGGCUGACUUUAGACUCUGUGAUUGGUGUCCUGAGGGGUCCCUGGAAACCUGCGAAUCUUCCUCCACAAUUGGUAUUGACCGCGUUGGAGGGUGAGAAUGUACCUGGCUGGGCUGGGGGGUGGGGGAGGGGGUUGGAUGCAGGCCAUCUCACCAGUGGUGUGCUGGUAAAAAAAACCACCCUUGAGAAGACCUAGUUUAUAACAUUUGCCAGUUUCCAUGGUGUAAAUAACUCCCGCCAUAGCCAAUUUCAAGUUACCAAUGGUUGUACUAUCUUACAAAGUUCUUGAAAAUGUUAACAGCUGGCUCUUGCAAGCUGGUAGGAGCUUGCUCCAGUGUACCCCUGAGUCUUACAUGCUCAGACCAAACCCCAAAACUCACAGGAAUGCAAAGCUGGCAGGUUCUAGAAGUUACCAGCCCAACCCUUUUAUUUUAUAGAUGGGUAAAUGAGGCCCAGGGAAGAGAAGUGUUCUGACUUUUCAGGCUUGAUUUUUACCUUGGG